Molecule: messenger RNA, 908 nt
Organism: Macaca mulatta (Rhesus monkey)
Lineage: Eukaryota; Metazoa; Chordata; Mammalia; Primates; Cercopithecidae
Gene: CXHXorf48
Product: chromosome X open reading frame 48
Source: RefSeq, marked inferred
GCAGGAGGUGAGUCCCUGAGGAGACGCCGUGACCUGAGGGCUUCCCUUACUGAGGAGACUUCGUGCUUCCUCUGUCACAAGCGGUGCCCAGGCUGGUGGUGACAACUGGGACGAUGCUCAGGCUUCUGAGACUUGCUUUGGCCUUCUACGGGAGAACGGCCGACCCUGCAGAGCAACAGGGCCCACAGCAGCAGGGGCUCCCACAAGGUGACACCCAGUUGAAAACUGUGCAGGGAGUUGUCACAAGUUUCUGUGGUGAUUAUGGCAUGAUUGAUGAGUCGAUCUUCUUCAGUAGUGAUGUUGUGAGUGGCAACGUGCCUCUAAAAGUUGGACAAAAAGUAAAUGUGGUUGUGGAAGAUGAUAAACCACUUUAUGGAUUCAGAGCAAUCAAGGUGGAUGUUGUGCCUCACCGCCUUUAUGGUGCUGUACCCUCAGACUCAGGAACCAGAGUUUUAAUUGGAUGUGUUACUUCUAUAAGUGAAGAUACUAUUUAUAUUAGUAACAGCAUUUAUUUUUCCAUAGACAUUUUUUCUGAAGAUUUUGUGCCUUAUAAGGGUGACUUGUUAGAAGUUGAAUAUUCCACUGAGCCAGGCAUCUCAAACAUCAAGGCAACUUCUGUGAAGCCCACCCGUUGUAUUCAUGCGGAAGAGGUCUGCAUUACUAGCGUACAUGGAAGAAAUGGGGUGAUAGAUUAUACUAUCUUUUUCACCUUGGAUUCUGUGAAACUUCCUGAUGGAUACAUACCUCAAGUAUACGAUAUCGUCAAUGUGGUCAUGGUGGAGAGCAUUCAGUUCUGCUAUAUUUGGAGAGCGGUUUCUGUCACCCCAGCUCAAAAAUCCAGCAGCGGAUUCCAGGAUGAUGGAGGCCUGGGACGGCCCAAAAAGGAACGUCGGAGCCAAAGCAUUUAA